GGAUGCACUUUGCGGGCUUCUACGAGAUUACUGAUAAAGAAAUCCUCGAGUCUGACAUCUACAAGAAACUUCUAAGCUGGGCCCUGGGCGAGGAGCCUCCACCUGACCUCAUCAUAAUAGGAUAUGGUACGUGGAUGAUGCUGCUGGAGUUCCUUCGAAAUGAUUUUAGGCCGCCCUUGACUCUCUUGCAUAACCAAUGGGACAUCCACGCCGCCGUUCUACGCAUGUUGUUGAACUUGAAGGAUACUACACGAGUCUUAUUCCUCUCUCAAAAUAUGCAAAAGCCCCAUGCCUAUAAGGAAAAAGAGCCCGCUCCUUUUGAAAAACGAUCUCGAAUGCCGUGGAUCCAUUUCUCUAAUCUCGGAUGGCUGAAUCUUAGAGAAAAACUCACCACAUUUCAUGCGCCUUACGCUGGAGGAAAUAAAUCUGAUUUCUGGAGAGCAGUUUUUGCAAGACGUAGCAAUGCAUUUUCAUUUCUACCGAAGUCCAUUUCAUUUCGAGAUCGUUUCAGAAUUCUUAUGGAUGAACUGCCAAGUGUUAGUAAGGAGUCCCACAGGAGUCAACAUGAAUCUUCAUCUGAUCUUGAAGGACAUUCGGGGAUUUGGUUCUGGGAUUCGACACAACCUGUGGCGUUUGCUUCGUUACGAGAUUGCGAUACGCUUUUCCAUCACGAUCCAAUGUCGUCAUACAUAAUCCCGUAUGCCUACAAUAUAGACCCCAAGACUACCCACCCUUACACGUAUGGCCUGCUCAGUAAGUUGGACUUUCCACCGGAAAAACUUUUCCAGCUCCGCAAUCGUCGAUCUGAAGAGGUUCAUUCACCAACAGCCAACGUAACAAAAGAAAUAAGACCUAACGACGAACCGUACACGAAUACUUUUUUCCGUAAAAUGAAAACACUUCCAAAAAAUGUAUUUGUAAAGCAUUCAGAGUCUUCAUUUGAGCCAGGAAAUUUGUAUUUAGACCAACUUGACGAUUAUUAUGACAAGUUUGCUACAGCUUACGCCUUCCAAGACUUGUACUGCCGAAAUCCAAUGCAUGCUGGCUACCUAGUCAAGCAAGUGGAAGCGUUGCAGAUCCUCAAUAUGAUAUGCAACCAAUUCAUGGAUAUUGAUAGUAGCUUUUGUUGUCGUAAUUAACAAAGAUGAAAAUCACUAAUAAUUAUAAUCCAUCCAGAACCCGCUGUGGUAUUUAAAGAACCUGAUGUGGUUUGAAGGAUGGAUGUUACUUUGUGACGUCCGUGAACUGAAAUCUCAACAAAUUUCUGCUUGUAAUUGUACCUGAUUUACGUUUAUGUUAUUACGUUAAGUUUAGGAAUCGGGCUCGCCAAGCUCCUGCGUUUCCAAGUAAGUCGCUUUGCUAUACGCCGCCAUGUUUGUCGCACACUCGAGCCUUAGCUUACUCUUUCGUUCCUACACGUUUGGUGGCAAUGGAGAAAGAAAGAGCAAAGCAGAAAGGAUUAAGCUAUUGUCGAAAAUUUCUUCUUCAGCGAGAGACCGGUAUUUAAUAAAAUCGUUCGACAUUAACGAUGUUGAUCCCUACAAAGUGCCGGCUAAGCAAUGGUGUGCAGAUUUUACGAGCCUGUCUCCCGUUUCACACGGUGAUUUACCGAACUAUUUAGUGUUUGGUGUCACCAAUACAUCUUGCAAGAAUUCAAGACAUACAAGACGCUUGAAGCUUUCAAGCAAUUUGUGGAUGGAUGGGUGCAAGAGAUAUACAUACACUAACAAACCGGCCAACUGCAACAACACUGUCAUUGUUGCCAAAAUGAGGAUAAUGGAUCAUGGCAAUGCAAUCUGUUCUGUAAAUAUUACACGAAAGAAAAAAAGAAGCACUGUGGUUAUAAUU
Molecule: messenger RNA, 1848 nt
Organism: Hyalella azteca
Lineage: Eukaryota; Metazoa; Arthropoda; Malacostraca; Amphipoda; Hyalellidae
Exons: 3
Coding region: 3-1139 (378 amino acids)
Source: RefSeq, a predicted model, not a curated record